AUGAACGAGUUCUCAAGGGAAUCUCCAGAGUAUGGGAUGGGGACGGUGUCGCCGCUGCGGUUGUACGCCGGAAAUUGUAGCAUUGUUGUAUCUUCUACUCUUGACCCAUUUUCUUGUUCUGCCGGAUUUGAAGCUGGCAUGGAUUGGAUACUUCACCUUGACACAGAUGAGCUAAUAUACCCAGCAGGUGCUCACAGAGCCAUGUACUCGUUAGCUCAAAGCAGGGUAAAGAACAAGCCAGAGCUAUGGCAAUCAUCAGCUAAGAAGAGCAAAUACGAUGAAAAGGGCUGA
Messenger RNA from Eruca vesicaria subsp. sativa (arugula), 291 nucleotides. The record is from the annotation of a GenBank genome assembly. NCBI's taxonomy places the organism in Eukaryota, Viridiplantae, Streptophyta, Magnoliopsida, Brassicales, Brassicaceae.